CGACUGGUUGCAUACACGUUAGACCUGGUAAUCUGUCCUGAUAACAGUAUCUAUGUAAACACAUACUCCAAUUAUUUUUAAUAAUGCAUUAUUUAAAAUCUUAAAUGAUUGUGAGCUAAAUGUGUAAGGUCACAAAGUGGUUUAAUCGAAAAUGGCCAUCAGGACUGUAAAAUCAAGAUAAAUUUAUUUAAAAAAGCACAAUUUGAGCACCGAGCAAGAUAAAGCAAGAUUAUUCAAGUUUUAUCAUCCCUGAUAUAUCAGAAGAUACAAACAGCAAUGGCACAGAUCCCUCAAAUCAAGUACACAAAACUAUUCAUUAACAACAACUUUGUGGAUGCUGUGAGCAAAAAAACAUUUCCUGUUGAAAACCCAGUAAAUGGGGAGAUUGUGGCUCAUAUUGCAGAAGGGGACAAGGCAGAUGUAGACAGAGCUGUGGUCGCUGCCAAGGCAGCUUUUUCUAGAGGAUCAACUUGGAGAUCAAUGGAUGCUUCAGCUAGGGGUGUACUCAUGUACAAAUUAGCGGAUCUUCUGCUCGGACAUAUAAAAGAUCUAGCUGCUCUGGAAACACUAGACAAUGGAAAACCAUACACUGACUCACUCUUCGACAUUCAGUGUUCAGCUGAUGUUUUCAGAUAUUUUGCUGGGUACUGCGACAAGAUCCAUGGUAAUACCAUACCCUCAGAUGGUAACUACUUUGCUCUAACUCGAAAAGAGCCAAUAGGGGUAGUUGGACAAGUAAUCCCAUGGAACUACCCACUGUUGAUGUUGUCAUGGAAAUGGGGACCAGCACUAGCAGCUGGAUGUACUAUUGUACUUAAACCCGCAGAACAGACACCUCUAACAGCCUUAGCUGCUGCUGCACUCACUAGGGAAGCAGGGUUUCCUCCAGGUGUCAUCAAUGUUAUUCCAGGUUAUGGACCAACGGCGGGAGCAGCUUUGUGUUUACAUCCUGAUGUCAGGAAAAUAGCCUUUACUGGAUCCACAGACAUUGGGCACAAGAUCAUGGAAUACUCUGCAUCCUCAAAUUUGAAAUCUGUAUCUUUGGAACUGGGAGGAAAAAGCCCGUUGGUUAUAAUGAAUGAUGCUGAUGUUGAUGAAGCGGUAGAGAUUGCAUUCAAUGCAAUCUUCGCCAAUCAUGGCCAGAAUUGCUGUGCUGGCUCAAGAACAUUGGUACAAUCUGGAAUAUAUGAUGAAUUUGUAAAAAAAGCGACUGCAAGAGCAAAAGCCAGGAAAAUUGGCGAUCCUUUUCAAGAAGGAGUUGAACAUGGCCCUCUCAUUGACAAACCCCAGUUUGAGAAAGUCCUUCGUAUGAUAGAAUCUGGCAAACAAGAAGGAGCUAAACUAGAAACAGGUGGAAAGAGGUGGGGUAACACUGGUUACUAUGUAGAGCCUACAGUCUUCUCAAACGUCACAGAUCAAAUGACUAUUGCUAAAGAAGAGAUCUUUGGACCUGUUCAAAGUAUUUUCAGGUUCGAUUCAUUGGAAGAAGUUAUUGAAAGGGCAAAUGGCACUCCAUAUGGCCUUGCAGCUGGAAUCAUCACCAAAAAUAUAGAUGAUGCUAUGACAUAUGCACAGGCUGUAGAAGCGGGAUCUGUUUGGAUCAAUUGCUAUGAUGCUAUAACACCCCAGACACCUUUUGGGGGAUACAAGAAAUCUGGAUUUGGAAGAGAUCUUGGAGAAGAUUCACUCAAGGACUACCUACUUACAAAAACGAUUUCUAUAAAAGUGCCUACAAAAAAUUAAUAGAAAUCAUGAAAUGAUUAUUUAUAUUGUUAUACCAUUAUUAUUUUUAAUUGUUCUAUAUUAUAAAACAUAUUAAACUAUC
Molecule: messenger RNA, 1825 nt
Organism: Acanthoscelides obtectus
Lineage: Eukaryota; Metazoa; Arthropoda; Insecta; Coleoptera; Chrysomelidae
Source: the annotation of a GenBank genome assembly